This is a messenger RNA of Xyrauchen texanus (razorback sucker), 896 nucleotides long. RefSeq names its product phosphatidylethanolamine-binding protein 4. The record is from RefSeq and is a predicted model, not a curated record. The coding region runs from base 391 to 723 and encodes 110 amino acids. Lineage: Eukaryota; Metazoa; Chordata; Actinopteri; Cypriniformes; Catostomidae. The transcript is spliced from 7 exons.
GGGCUGUCCUACUGUGUUUCUUAAUUUAACUUGUAACAUAUUAGAUUGCUAUUUAAGUCGACGGCGAGGAAAUAGCGUUUGAAGGCCUAACGCGAAUAAUAAUCAUAUUUGUCGAUAUUUACAGGCUCGCAGGAAAUGCGGUUGUUUAAUGUGUCAGUUGUGCUGUGCGUCCUCUCUGCAUGUCACAUGAGCAGAUCCACCUGCGACGAGCUUUUGACACCAGAAGAUGAGGAAUUCUGCAAGGGAGAGUUAAAGGUGAUCUACCCCGAUCUGGUUGUUGAUAAAUGCUUGAUCGUCCCUCAGAGGGUCAGAAAGGAGAUCAGUAAGGAAUGGGGACCGCCACAAGUGUAACUGCCAUGUGCUGAUGAGGAGAAGACAUACACACUAUUAAUGGUGGACUCAGAUGCUCCCAGUCAUGAGAAACCCUCUUGUGCCUACUGGAGACACUGGUUACUGGUUGACAUUAAGGGGAAAGCACUAAAGAAAGGACAUAUUAGAGGCACUGAACUCUCUGCGUACACUCGUCCCACACCACCUCAAGGCACUGGGCUCCACCGUUACCAGUUCCUUGUAUUCGAGCAGCCUGAAGGCCAGACCCUCUCUCUAAGCCCACAGGAGGAGAGCUCAUUGGGGAACUGGAAUCCACAGGCAUUUGUUCAGAGGUUUGGUCUGUCUGGCCCAGUGGCUUCACUCCAGUUCCUCACACAGAACCACAAGAACUAGAGGACAUCUGCCAACCUGCCAUUGAAAUUUCACUUCUGGCCUUCUUACACACUAUGGCCAAUUCAGAUGUUGUACACGAUCCACUGUAUUGCACAGAAUAAUUUAGGGAUUUAUUAAACUAAUUAUUCUGCUUUUUUUCAUGUAUAACUGUCAUUUAUAGGAAUGGGUUUUGA